AUGGGAAUAUCAUUGGUUCGCAUAGAUUAUGCGCCAUACGGCCAAAACCCACCUCACACGCACCCACGUGCCACUGAGAUCCUAGUCCUAAUCGAGGGAACAUUAUAUGUCGGUUUUGUCUCUUCAAAUCAAGACAAUAACCGUUUAUUCGCCAAAAUUUUGCAUCCUGGAGAUGUGUUCGUGUUCCCAAUAGGAAUGAUCCACUUUCAAGUGAACAUGGGCAAAACUCCAGCGGUGGCCUUUGCAGGACUAAGUAGCCAGAAUGCUGGUGUCAUCACAAUCGCAGAUACAGUGUUUGGAGCAAACCCUCCAAUUAAUCCAGAAGUUCUGGCUCAAGCGUUCCAGUUGGAUGUCAAUGUUGUCAAAGACCUUGAGGACAAGUUUAAGAACUGA
Messenger RNA from Eruca vesicaria subsp. sativa (arugula), 393 nucleotides. NCBI's taxonomy places the organism in Eukaryota, Viridiplantae, Streptophyta, Magnoliopsida, Brassicales, Brassicaceae. The record is from the annotation of a GenBank genome assembly.